AGUGUGUGAUCAGACUGGGCGAUGGCUCGGACCAACAACCAACACAAUGGAUCUGUAUCUGGAAAACGAAUGUAUGGCGUUUUGUUGCAUUUAACUACAUGCGCGUAAAAGACAUUAACCGGCACGUACGCGUUCGACAGCGGCAUGCUGACGUCAGAGGAGCGUUCAUUUGGGCGUCUUGAUCCUCCCCAGAUCCCUCGAUUUAACGCGUCUCCGUGAGCGGAUACUACAUUGACAUCUCUAGUGGAAGAUGAAACGCUGUUUGUAAUGUAGCAAGCAGAAUUCGUUUGAUACUGUAAUGCUCCAAAGACCCUGAUACUUUAGAUAUGCCAUUUAGAUUUUUGUGUUGAGUAAAAAAAGAUUCGAAUUUGAGAAAAUACAUUUUAUUUUUCUGUUUUAUAUUUUGCAUACUGUUCAAUCUAGUAUGGUGGUUUAUAUAUGUUGACAGAGUUUUGGCUGGGGGCCAGUUUGUGUUUGGACACCCCAGCCACUCUCACUGUGUGUUGACAUUUACAUUUCAUUCAUUUGGAAGACACACUUUUAUUUAUACAGCUUAUUGUACAAUGAUUUAUUUAUUUAUUUUUUGCAAUCAGAAUGUGUUCCCUGGGAGUCCAAUCCAUGACCUUGGUUUGCCAGCAUCAUGCUGAGCUACAGGAACCCCUGUGAGAGUUUGUUUUGACCCAUUGACUGUGUGUGUGUGUGUGUGUGUGUGUGUGUGUUUACGUUUCCAUGCCAAUGUCCUGCUGUGGGACGUCUUUCCAUCAUGGUUCCUCUUCUCCGAGGAGAAUCAUCCAGAUUUCAGGCAUCAGGACUUGUCUGAAUCAGCCAUGUGCCAGUUCAUCAUCUGUAGGUUUCAGGAUGCUGCAGACAGCUGUGAGUUUGGAGGGAGUGGAGGAGAGAGAUGAGGAACCGGAGGAUGAAGGUGAAGAUCUGAGGGAUGGUGGGAUUCCCUUCAUCAUUAAUCGGGGUGGUCUGCCUGUGAACCAGGAGACAUGGGAGCAGAUGUGGAGGCAUGUCGCCCGGAUUCAUCCAGAUGGAGAGAAAGUGGGAAAGAGGAUACGGGGAACCAGUGAGCUUCCCAAAAUUUCAAUACCAAGUGUGCCUACAUUCCAGCCAAAUGCCAGUAUUGCCCAGCGCCUGGAAGCUAUACAGAGAUACAUCAGGGACUUGCAAUACAAUCACACUGGAACACAGUUUUUUGAGAUAAAGAAAACCAGGCCACUCACAGCAUUAAUGGACAUUGCCAAGGAAAUGACGAGAGAAUCUCUACCAAUCAAAUGUUUGGAAGCUGUAAUCCUCGGAAUUUACCUCACCAACAGCAUGCCGACUGUGGAGCGUUUUCCUCUCAGCUUUAAGACGCAGUUCUCAGGGAGUCAUUUCCGUCACAUUGUGCUGGGCGUUCACAGCGGCGGGCGCUUCGGCGCUCUCGGAAUCAGUCGCCGUGAGGACCUGAUGUUCAAACCGCCGGAGUACAAAACGCUGUCUGACCUCUUGCAGGAGUUCCACGUGGCCUAUCAGGGCUACUGGCACACACUGAGCAAGGUGAAGAUCGGUCAUUAUGUGUCACAUGACCCUCACAGUGUGGAGCAGAUCGAGUGGAAGCAUUCAGUGCUGGACGUGGACAAACUGUCCAGAGAACAGCUGAAGAAAGAGCUGGAGAGACACACUCGCGAUAUGAGACUGAAGAUUGGUAAAACUGCUCCUCCAUCUCCCACUAAAGACAGGAGAAAAGAUGUCGGUUCUCCUCUUAGGAACCCCGGCAGCCCCAUGCGCAAGAACAGUGACAGACGACCGUCAGUAGAGAAGAAACCGGUGCAGACCGGACCAGCUGCUGAUGUGAAUGGAUACCAGAUCAGAGUGUGAUGUCAUUUGUAAAGAUGGACAACAUACAGAAGUGUGGACUUAAGCUCAAUAGGAGUAUUGUUCACCUCUAAUGAAAAGUAUCAUGCUUCACAGGGAAUGUGGUCACUUAUAAGGGGUUUCAUUUAAGAAAGUUCAAUAUAAACCUCAAAUGAGUCAGUCAGUAGAAUUGCCACACUAUGAACAAUAACCAUAUUUCUAUUAACUUUUUUAAUUCACUUUUCACAAUAAUCUGUAAAUACGGUGCAAUUAUCCCAUAACUUUACUAGACACUAACCCUGCUUUUGUAGAGGAUAGUUUGCAAUCCAUUUAUUGGGGCCUUUUUAUGAACUUUGUUUUUACAGACACAUGCAUGUUUACUUGUCUUUAUGGGGACAUACCAUAUUGUUUUUAUAUAAAACUAAUUAUAAUGAUUAGACUAAUCCAAACUCCACACCUAAAAAAACCUUAAUAACAGAAUACUAAAAGACAUAAUUUUGUUUAUUUAUGAUUCAUUUUUCUAUUGAGGAUGUCCCUAAAUAAUCCCAAAGGAAAGUUGUCAUAAUGUACUCUGUCCACAAAUAAGAGUAUAGACAAAUACAUGAUUUUUGCACUUAGUAAAGCAUACUGCAUCUAUUUACGUUGCAAUCACUGUUGAUUUGGACAUUUAAUAUUUAGUCCAAAUAUAUUUGGUAUGAAUGAGUAAAAAGCUUGUAUCAGACUGUACUGUAGUUUGUGUUUUACUCUUUUAGGUGAAAAUGGUAAUGUUUGGUUGUGUGUUUCUGUAACAUGCAAGCAGCAGGGUAUAAAGGCACUGAAAUAGGGUCAUGUUUUCAAGAAACGAUUCAAAUGGGCACCUUUAAAAAAUAUUAGUGUUUCUGAUUAGUGUUGCAAAUAAAUAUAUACAGGGUUUGGUCAUUAGACGUAGUGAAUGCAGCCCUAGUCCUCAUUUGAUUUUUUAAUUUAUUGGCAGUAGUAUUUUUUUUUUAGAUGUCACAUGUUGCUCUACACAUUAUACAUAUUUAAUAUUUUUAAGUCAACAUGAAAUUAAAAUCGACCCAGUUUACUUUCCUUAUACAUGUUCUUGGUCUUAUUGUGCAUGAUUCAUUGGUGCGUGUUAUUCCAAGGGAAAAAAAAGAGUAUCUAAUAGGGCUGUCGAUUUAACAUGUUAAUUCACUGCAAAUAAUUAUAUUUAAAAAAUAACGUGUUAAAAAAAUUAUAAAAUACCCAGGCCAUAAUAAGAAAAAAAUCCUACCAUAGGAGCAAUUUAAGUUUGAAGUACCACCUGUUUUAAGCAGGGGGCAGGAAGCGUAACUCAAACAGACAGAACAAGAUGAGAACACAUAUUAGUGUUCAAACACAGCUGAACAGAGCGCAAUUCCCAACACAGGGAUCCAAAAUUGUGUUUUUCUACAUUUUAAACUACGUUUAACUUGACACAGCGAUCUAAAAACAGUAUGAUUAUGAUGCAACAAACAAAGACACUCCAAAUGUGUCCAGCAGACGCAGGUGUACACUGACACGUCUUUAGAAAAGCCCUUAUAAUCAAUCUAUCUUGGACUGAGUGACGAAUUCAACUGAAGGCCAAUGAUUGGCUUAUGUUUAAUAAUAUGGAAACAAACAAUAAAUUGCAAUCUAUAGCCACUUUUUCAACACUUUACUCAUCUGCAAACAUUUCAUGCAUUUUAAUUACCUAAAUGAUUAUUUUUAAAAUAUAUAUUUUAAUUGUAAAAUAUAACUAUAUAUACUUCUUUAAUAAUUAUAUAUUGAAUUAUUGUCAUUUGAAGGGCAUCCCCAGCAUAUAUUUGCAUAUGCAAAUAAUUUGAUCUGAUUCAUUUGAAUUGGCAUAUCAUGUUAUUAAUCCAUCAUUGAGCCCUCUUAUUUUUCAUCCUCAUCUAGAGACAAUUUACACCAUCCAAUCAAUUCCUCACAGAUUAAAUCCCACCCUCCAUUUUUUCUUCAUUAAUAAUCCCGUUUCACUGAAAUACGACACAUUACAGAAGUAAAAUGAGUUGCACACGCCGUUUCAUGUUGACUUUAAGAUGUUUUGUUAGCAGUUUCCUUAACUACUUUUUCUGUACUUUUUAAUUACAUCCUAAAUAUUAUAUUUUUUAUAAAGAAUACACUAAACACUGAAAUGUAGUAGAUUGUAGACAUGUUUACACACUGGUCUUGCAUUUAGCCAAACAUACUUGGUGUGAGACACUAUGAUGUACACUACUGUGUACUAGUGUGAAUCACUGCCGAAGUGAACGUUAUUAAAUGCUCUUGUUUGUUUUUCACCUCUGUGUUGUCGUGGCGUGCUGCUGUCCUACAUAAAUCACUCAAUACUGUUUUUGUCCAUUUCUGAGAACAAAUGAAAUGUAGUUAAUCUGUGAUGUCACAGCACUGUAUUGUAUGUCAUUGUUACACUUACUGGCCACUUUGAAACUUGAAAUGUAUGAUUCUUGCCUUGUAUAAAGUUUUUUUUGUCAAAAAAU
Messenger RNA from Xyrauchen texanus (razorback sucker), 4319 nucleotides. It is a transcript of the gene vash1, whose product is annotated as vasohibin 1. Bases 730 to 1863 code for a protein of 377 amino acids. Gene Ontology annotation, biological process: regulation of angiogenesis. The record is from RefSeq and is a predicted model, not a curated record. The transcript has 7 exons. Lineage: Eukaryota; Metazoa; Chordata; Actinopteri; Cypriniformes; Catostomidae. Gene Ontology annotation, cellular component: cytoplasm.